Molecule: messenger RNA, 1849 nt
Organism: Branchiostoma floridae (Florida lancelet)
Lineage: Eukaryota; Metazoa; Chordata; Leptocardii; Amphioxiformes; Branchiostomatidae
Product: glutamate-gated chloride channel alpha-like
Exons: 6
Coding region: 14-1042 (342 amino acids)
Biological process (GO): signal transduction; chemical synaptic transmission; nervous system process
Cellular component (GO): membrane; synapse; neuron projection
Molecular function (GO): transmembrane signaling receptor activity; neurotransmitter receptor activity; chloride channel activity
Source: RefSeq, a predicted model, not a curated record
AAUCAAGUGCGCCAUGAGUCUACAGUCAUAUCCAAUGGAUAGGCAGGACUGUACUUUCCAAAUACACGCAUAUAAUGGCAUACACUUGCUAUUGGAACCGUGGUUUGAGUGGAUAGCAUCAGCCCCGCUGACCACAGAUCUUCCAUCCGUCCAUUCCCAGUUCCAGAUCUACAGCGUGCAGAUAAGGAGCUUUGCAAACUCCUUCCUCGACACUGCUGAAGGAAAGGGCUGCGCCUACUCCCAGACGGAAUGUAGCUACCAGCCGUGGAAGUGUGGCCUGGAGGCAAAGGAUGACGAGACCUGUCAGAACUAUGUGGGGUCAUGCCAGCACCAGACAGCUAACUGUAGCUUGGUGUCCGCCAAUGCCACAGCCAACACCUACACCAGCCUAGAGAUCACGCUUUUCUUCAGCCGCCUUCUCUCUUCUCACCUUUUCGAGCUGUUCAUCCCCUGCGUGACGAUCGUCUGCCUGUCGUGGGUGGCGUUCUGGAUCAACCCCGCCGCUGUGCCGGCCCGGGUGGCACUCGGGAUCACCACGGUGCUCACCAUGGUGACACAGGCUACCAGGGUGGUGGGGAUGCCUCAUGUAUCGUAUGUCAGAGCCAUCGACGUCUGGGUUCUAGCAUGUCAGGCUUUCGUCUUUCUUGCGCUGAUUGAGUAUGCUGUCGUCAACUAUCUCAUGAACAAUGCAAAUAAAGCCAAGUCUCAGCUCGCCAAAGCAAAGAGCAAGCCUGCCGUGUCACCAACUGAAAGCCUUCCCCGACUUCAAAACAAGUCCAACGUACCCGGCAAGCCUACUUACCACGGAGAGAAAGUGGACAUCUCUCAAAAGGACCAGUCUGUACCCUCCUCCGUCCAGACGAACCUCAGCAAGUUGACAGCUUUCCUUUUCAACAACAAGCUGGAGAAAGCCAAGAGCAAGGAGAAGAGUGUUGGGAAAGACAAAGCCUCCAUCAUAGAUGAGACCAGCAGGGUUCUUUUUCCAACGGCUUUCUUCUUCUUUAAUAUUGUAUACUGGCUGUACUACUACGAUCACUUUUGAUUGUUACCAAACGGACUAUAUGAAAUAAAUAUUUGCAUGCAUAAAUGUAGCAGGUAAGGUAUAUGGCUGUUGUAUAUUUGCAAAGACUAUAUCAAAACAUUGUAUGGUGAUGAUGGACGGGAGACCUGGCGCAUCCCUGUCUUGUAAUUAGCCAGCGAAAGGGUAUGUCACCCCGUAAGGGGCGGUAUAACCCCGUCGUGUGUAAACAUGUGCGAACAUGUGUGAUCACGUCAACCGAUGAUGAUGAUGAUGAUAUUUCAUUAUGAUAUAGCAAAGGCUAUAGGUGAUUGUUGUUCACUUUGUAUAAAGUUUAGUACAUGUACUUAGUGGCACAUAAGUAAAGCAAGUGUACAUGUCCUUGCUGUGUCAGUAGCACGACGUAUACUUUUACAGGGAGGGGUUGCUAGCCCUCCCCAUAAAUGUGCUUGUUGCACCUUGCUGAACCAGGGAGUCCCCAUUUUAUCUCCCUUCUGAAAGACAGGUGCAGCCCCAAACAAGAUGCCCUUCCUAGAAUUUGAACCAUGGUCUCCCAGUUACCAAUUGGAAUCUGUAGCUCAAAUGUGUGGCUGCUACCAGUUGAGCUACAGUGAUACUGUGAGACAAAGUACAUUGGCAAAGGGAAACAAAACCAAACGCUGGUGUUUUGCACCAUUGAAGAAAGUUUGUGGAAAGACUAGACUACAGUCAAACCUGAAUUUAGGAAAAUAGUUGGUAAGGACGUGGUUGUUCAGGACAGGGUGGGGAUAACUAUGUAAAUUUUGAAAAUGGACAGGACUGUUGGAAUGUGGGUUGUGUAUGACUAGAGGU